GAGGUGGAGCCGUGGACCCCGGCUCGGCCGCGGGUGAGCCGCAUCCUCCUCUGAGCGCGCGCCUGGUGUCGGCUUGGGCGUCGGGGAAGCCGGAAUAUAGUAUUUAAUGAAAAGUCCAUGCUUAAGUGGUGAAAAUGUCAGGCUUCCUAGAUAAUUUCCGUUGGCCAGAAUGUGAAUGUAUCGACUGGAGUGAGAGAAGAAAUGCAGUGGCUUCUGUAGUAGCAGGUAUAUUGUUUUUUACAGGUUGGUGUAUAAUGAUUGAUGCAGCUGUGGUGUAUCCUAAGCCAGAACAGCUGAACCAUGCUUUUCACACAUGUGGUGUGUUUUCCACAUUGGCUUUCUUCAUGAUAAAUGCCGUGUCCAAUGCUCAGGUGAGAGGUGACAGCUAUGAAAGCGGCUGUUUAGGAAGAACAGGUGCUCGAGUUUGGCUCUUCAUUGGUUUCAUGUUGAUGUUUGGGUCACUUAUUGCUUCUAUGUGGAUUCUUUUUGGUGCAUAUGUUACCCAAAAUACUGAUGUUUAUCCAGGACUAGCUGUGUUUUUUCAAAAUGCCCUUAUAUUUUUUAGCACUCUGAUCUAUAAAUUUGGAAGAACUGAAGAGCUAUGGACCUGAGAUCACUUCUCAAAUCACAUUUUCCUUUUGUUAUAUUCUAUUUGUAGACAAGUUUUUAUCUCUCAAUAUAAUUUACACAUUGCCAAAUGGAAUAGAUUGUACAUUAAAUGUUUUGUUUCUUUA
Eubalaena glacialis (North Atlantic right whale) is the source of this 734-nucleotide messenger RNA. RefSeq names its product transmembrane protein 50B-like. Bases 135 to 611 code for a protein of 158 amino acids. Gene Ontology annotation, biological process: late endosome to vacuole transport via multivesicular body sorting pathway; protein targeting to vacuole. NCBI's taxonomy places the organism in Eukaryota, Metazoa, Chordata, Mammalia, Artiodactyla, Balaenidae. The record is from RefSeq and is a predicted model, not a curated record. The transcript has a single exon.